GCUGGCCGCUGCCGUUUCAUUCACUUUCCAAUUUCCUUUCCUCACCUCCAUAAAAAAACUCGGCCACGGUUAUUUAUCUCUUUCGCUCCGCUUUCUCAAUCACUGGGCCUGGGGGAGAUCGAGACCUAGAGCGGAGGACGGGUGGGCGGCGCUGAGGGCCUUAGGCGAAUGGCGGUAGAGGAGGCCGCGGAGAGCUGCGGCAGCCACGCCGCGGCCGCUGCGUCCGGCGGCGGCGCGGCGGAGCUCGCUACGUCCUCGUCAUCGGCCGCCGCGGCGGUGCAGGCGCGGAAGCAGCAGCAGCAGCAGCGCCAUAAGCUCGAGGUGUACACAGAGGUUCUCCGGCGCCUCCACGACGCCGGCCUGCCCGACGCGCGGGCGCCCGGGUUCGACGACGAGCUCUGGAACCACUUCAACCGCCUCCCCGCCCGAUACGCCAUGGAUGUGAACGUGGAGAGGGCGGAGGACGUGCUCACGCACAAGCGGCUUCUGGAGCAGGCCAAGGAUCCGGCUCAGCGCCCGGCUUUCGCGGUGCGGGCCGUGCAGGUAUCUCCAAUUCUUGAUGGGAAUCAGACUGAUGCUGAUUCGAAUACUGCAGGGGAGGAAGUCGCUUCAAGACUGUUGAACAGGCAGCAGAGCAUACAUCCUCCUCCUGCCUUUGGUUCUUCUACAAAUCUUGAGGCCCUUGCUCUUGAAGCUAGCAAGUCUCAUCAAGAUCACGAUAGCACCUCUGAUAAUUGUCGAUCCCUGUACAGGCCCAUGCAUGAAAUCACCUUUUCAACCAUUGACAAGCCAAAACUUCUCAGUGAGCUGACAUCUCUGCUUGGUGAGCUUGGUCUCAACAUUCAAGAAGCACAUGCAUUUUCAACAAAUGAUGGCUACUCACUUGAUGUAUUUGUUGUUGUUGGUUGGCAUGAUGAGGAAACAGAGGAUUUAGUAGAAGCAGUGCAGAAGGAAAUUGGCAGGAUUGAAGAGACACAAGCAUGGUCUUCAUCUCAUUCAUGGUCUACUCCAGUUGAAAACAUGCAGAUUGCUGAGAUUUCAGCAGCUGGCCGUGUUGAGAUACCAACAGAUGGUGCUAGUGAAUGGGAAAUUGAUGUAAAACUGCUCAAGUUUGGGAAUAAAGUAGCAUCAGGAUCAUAUGGUGAUCUUUACCGGGGUACAUAUUGCAGUCAAGAUGUUGCUAUUAAAGUGCUGAAACCUGAGAGAAUAAAUGCAGACAUGCAGCGUGAAUUUGCCCAGGAAGUAUAUAUCAUGAGGAAGGUACGUCACAAGAAUGUUGUGCAAUUUAUUGGUGCUUCCACUAAACCCCCAAAUCUAUAUAUAGUGACAGAAUUUAUGUCCGGUGGAAGUGUGUAUGAUUACCUCCAUAAACAUAAAGGUGUUUUCAAACUUCCUACUUUAGUUGGAGUUGCUAUGGAUGUGUCAAAAGGCAUGAGCUACUUACACCAGAAUAAUAUUAUUCAUCGUGAUUUGAAAACUGCGAACCUUCUGAUGGAUGAAAAUGGGACUGUUAAAGUUGCUGAUUUUGGUGUCGCACGUGUUAAAGCUCAAUCUGGAGUCAUGACUGCAGAAACUGGUACUUACCGUUGGAUGGCCCCAGAGGUCAUAGAGCAUAAACCCUAUGAUCAGAAGGCUGAUGUUUUUAGUUUUGGAAUUUUGAUGUGGGAGCUACUCACAGGGAAGAUUCCUUAUGAGUAUCUGACUCCACUACAAGCAGCUGUUGGCGUGGUGCAGAAGGGAUUACGGCCUACAAUUCCGAAACAUACUUAUGCAAUGCUUUCUGAGCUUCUUCAGAAAUGUUGGCAGCAAGACCCCGCUCAAAGACCAGACUUUUCCGAAAUAUUAGAAACUCUUCAGAGAAUAGCAGAGGAAGUCGGAGACGAGCACGAGGGGAAGCACAAGGACAGAACACUGGGUGGUUUCUUUUCAGCUCUGAGGGGGCGGAGCCAUUGAGACACGGUUGAAGACUUGAAAUGUACAUGGCCUCGGUCCAUCCUGGAAGGAUCUGAACUACAACCAGCUCCUGUUCCCCGCACAUAGCGACAGUACACAGAAAUACUGUACAGACAUGCUGCAGCCGGAGUUGACUAAGUGGCAAUUUUUUAGCGGCAGCCAUCGCUUUUCGCCUAUCUGCUUGUUACUCCUGAGUUCCAUCACAAUGAGAGGAAGCUUGGGAACUGUGCAUCAUAACCAGUCUGAUUUCUCUAACAGAGUCUAAUCUUGCUGUAGAUGAAAAUAAUAAGCCAGAUCCAGGCCGUGGCAUGAUUCUUUUAAGGUUCCAUCUUUUAGCAUAUUUUCUUCUACGUGCCGUCAUUCUUUUCUGGACAUGCUCCACCCCUCUGUUGUGGAACAACGCGGCAAGCUUGAGUUAGCUGAGCAAGGCACCUGCAUCUGCAUGGGAUCUGCUCGGAACAAAGUUGGGUUAUCUUGUGCUAAGCUUUUGUUCCCCAGUUUCCGUGACUACAAAUGAUAUCAAUUUAUUUUAAAGAAAUGGAAAAAACAUGUGUAUAGUCUGCA
Molecule: messenger RNA, 2517 nt
Organism: Zea mays
Lineage: Eukaryota; Viridiplantae; Streptophyta; Magnoliopsida; Poales; Poaceae
Product: serine/threonine-protein kinase STY46
Exons: 16
Coding region: 169-1953 (594 amino acids)
Biological process (GO): protein phosphorylation
Molecular function (GO): protein serine/threonine kinase activity; ATP binding
Source: RefSeq, a predicted model, not a curated record